AUGAGUCAAAUGCUAUGCAAUAUCGUUCAUGAAAAGGGGCGUAUGGUUGUACGCGCAGAUGCGCUGUCUCUUCCAUUCCGAGAAGUUGCAGAUGCUGUGCUUUCCAUAGCUGUUUUACAUCAUAUGGCCACUCUGGAGCGACGACAGAAAAUGAUCAGCGAAAUCCUCAGGGUUCUGAAGCCUGGAGGACGGGCGUGUAUCACCGUGUGGUCGAUGGAUCAAAGCAAUUCUCAGUAUGCAAAGAUGAGAGAUAACAAAGACUCUGUCGCCGAGGAAGUAAAAACUCAAUCUUGUGAGCGCCUAAAGGUUCACGACGGUAAAGAAUUUGUACAACAAGACCUACUGGUACCUUGGAGAAUAGAAGAAUCCGACAAGACGUUUAUGAGGUAUUAUCAUGUGUUUGCGGAAGGUGAGAUGGAAGAGCUUCUGCGGUCUGUUGGCGGCUGUUCUAUAGAAAGCAUUGAAAAAGAACAAGGAAACUAUAUAGCUGUGAUAAAAAAGAAUUAA
Molecule: messenger RNA, 507 nt
Organism: Cylicostephanus goldi
Lineage: Eukaryota; Metazoa; Nematoda; Chromadorea; Rhabditida; Strongylidae
Source: the annotation of a GenBank genome assembly